Molecule: messenger RNA, 2049 nt
Organism: Triticum turgidum subsp. durum (durum wheat)
Lineage: Eukaryota; Viridiplantae; Streptophyta; Magnoliopsida; Poales; Poaceae
Source: the annotation of a GenBank genome assembly
AUGAAUGAUAACAAAUUAACAGGAUCUCUUCCUCAGGGUUUUGGAGAUCUCAAGAACAUAGUCGGCCUUAAUCUGGCUGAUAACUCCCUUUCUGGACCUUUGCCUAUGAAUAUAUGUACCGGCGGCAGUCUCAGAGCUUUUGUAAUGUCUCUGAAUAUGUUCAAUGGCUCAGUUCCAUGGAGCUUAAAGACCUGUACAAGUUUGACUGGACUUUACCUUGACGGAAACCAACUGACAGGAGAUAUAUCUCACCAUUUUGGAGUUUAUCCACAACUUAGGCACAUAUGGUUGACGUCCAAUAGACUCUCUGGGAGCAUUGCACCAAAGUGGGGAGACUGCCCCCAACUAAAGGAAUUCAAGCUAGGACAAAACAUGAUUACGGGUCAAAUACCUCCCACCCUAUCAAAAUUAUCCAAUUUGGUAGACCUAACACUCGAUUCUAACCACAUAACUGGUUGGAUUCCACCAGAGUUAGGACAUUUGAAAAAUCUUUAUAUCUUGAAUCUGUCACUCAAUCAGUUAUCAGGCCCUGUACCUUUGCAGUUGGGGAAGUUGAGAAAUUUAGGACACCUUGAUUUAUCUGAAAACAGUUUGAGUGGAUCAAUACCAGAGGAAUUGGGAACCUGCAUAGAACUAUUGUUCUUGAAGAUCAACACCAACAACUUCACUGGAAAAUUGCCUGGUGCAAUUGGAAAUUUAGCAAGUCUACAGAUGAUGUUAGAUGCCAGCAAUAACAAACUUGAAGGUGUCUUGCCAAAAGAUCUUGGAAAGUUGGAGAUGCUGGAAUUUCUUAAUUUAUCCCAUAACCAGUUCAGUGGAAACAUUCCAUCCUCCUUCGCAAGCAUGGUGAGCCUAUCGACACCUGAUGUGUCCUACAACGACUUGGAAGGACCACUCCCAAUAGGACAUGCACUUCAAAAUGCUUCAAUAAAUUGGUUUCUUCACAAUAAAGCUCUGUGCGGUAACUUCUCUGGACUGCUACCUUGUUACUCAACUCCAGCAUCUGGUCGCCAUAAACAAAAGAUACAAAGUUUCCUCCUGCCAAUUGUUCUUGUUGUGGGGUUUUCCACCAUUGCUACAAUUGCUAUCAUUGCAAUUCUGAUACGUAGCAAGAAAAAGAAACAACAAAGUGGUGCUACAGAUGAGCGGAGGAACAUGUUCUCUGUUUGGAAUUUUGAAGGACGACUAGCAUUUGAUGAUAUUAUCAGGGCAACAGAAAAUUUUGAUGACAAGUACAUCCUUGGAGCAGGAGGACAUGGAAAAGUCUACAAGGCACAACUCGAAGACGGGCAGCUAGUUGCUGUAAAGAAAUUCCAUCCAACAGAAGAAGAGUUGAUUGAUGAGAGAGGAUUUCACAGUGAAAUGGAAAUCUUAACACAGAUUCGACAAAGAAGUAUUGUCAAACUCUAUGGAUUUUGCUCCCAUCCAACGUACAAGUUUCUUGUCUAUGAUUACAUUCAGCGUGGAAGUCUCCACACGACUUUACAAGAUGAGGAAUUAGCCAAGGGAUUGAAUUGGCAUAAGAGAGCUGCCCUUAUAAAUGAUGUUGCUCAGGCAAUAUCCUAUUUGCACAAUGACUGUAGUCCUCCUAUAAUUCAUCGAGAUAUCACAAGCAACAACAUCCUACUUGAUACAAAUUUUAAGGCUUAUGUCUCAGAUUUUGGUACAGCAAGGAUUUUGAAGCCUGAUACAUCAAACUGGAGUGCACUAGCAGGGACAUAUGGCUACAUUGCUCCUGAGUUGUCCUACACUUCUGUUGUGACAGAGAAAUGUGAUGUGUACAGCUGUGGUGUGCUUGUGCUAGAGGUGUUGAUAGGGAAGCAUCCAAGAGAUCUACUCCAACAUCUUGCCUUAUCAACAGAGCCAUAUACUCUUGUCAAUGAAAUCUUGGACCAACGGCCUUCUGCACCAACAACAAUAGAAGAGAAAAACAUAGUUUUCCAAAUCAAGGUAGUAUUUUCUUGCUUGAAAGCUUCCCCUCAAGCAAGGCCAACAAUGCAGGAGAUCUGCCAGAUGCUCAUCCAUUAUGAAUCUUCCACUUCAGUGUGA